CAGCGCGGAGUGGGGCUGGCAGCUUUUGCCCUGCUUGGGGGCGUCCCGCCGAACACGGUGCUGGAGGCGGCCUCAAGACUUCCUACGGAGCUUGUUUACCACUACCACUAAGUAGGACUUAGCUGAGCUUUCAUUGCUGAAUGGCCAGAGCCCCUUUCAUACUCACUUGUGCCCCUUAGAAAAGGGGGUGUGUACAGGCUGCGUUGUAUCUGUAGAGGAGUUACUGGUGCUUCCAAAUGGAGGGUGACGGACCAGUAAAAGUUACUGGAAAAAUCAGUGGCUUGGCUGAUGGAGAGCAUGGCUUCCAUGUCCAUGAAUUUGGUGACAAUACAAAUGGAUGUAUCAGUGCAGGUCCUCACUUCAAUCCUGAAGGCAAGCAGCAUGGUGGACCAAGUGAUGCAGAAAGGCACGUGGGAGACCUUGGCAAUGUGACUGCUAAAGGAGGAGUGGCAGAAGUGGCAAUAGAAGAUUCGGUCAUUUCUCUUAGCGGGCCACACUGCAUCAUUGGACGUACCAUGGUGGUCCAUGAAAAAUGCGAUGACCUGGGUAGAGGGGGAGAUAAUGAAAGCAAAUUAACUGGAAAUGCUGGUCCUCGUUUAGCUUGUGGUGUAAUUGGGAUAGCGAAGAGCUAAGUAUUGUACCUGAAAUGCUUAAAAUGACAGUGAAGAAUGGGCUGUAUUUCAUUGCAGAUGUUGCACUUGCUCUUCCUUGUGCAAACAAAAGAUUUGUCACUUAAUCUCAUUACUACUCUGCAUUCUGAGUAUCACUUCAACUGGUGAAGACUGACUUAAUUUUGUAUGAUGUAUAUUGCAAUUAAAGUGACCCUGAUGGAAUGUCUCUGUAGCCUUCUGCUAAAGCAUCUGUUGUAACCACUAAGUACAAAUUCACUGACUGGACUCCUGUGUAAUGGAAGAUGUGUAGUAGGUCAUACCCUGAACAGCAGAACUUCUAGUGUACACCAUGUGAUUUGGAGGAUUAGCCUUACAAGCUUUGGCAAGAUUACUCACCAAAGAGCAGUAGGCAACUGUAUGUAUCAGGGCUUCCUCCUGGCAAAGUUGCAGCACUUGUAGGUUUCAAACUUGUGUAAUAAACUUGCUGGGCAAAUGUCUUGGUCUUGCUGUCUAUAUCAGAAUAAACCUACC
Messenger RNA from Indicator indicator, 1142 nucleotides. It is a transcript of the gene SOD1, whose product is annotated as superoxide dismutase 1. Lineage: Eukaryota; Metazoa; Chordata; Aves; Piciformes; Indicatoridae. The record is from RefSeq and is a predicted model, not a curated record. Gene Ontology annotation, biological process: removal of superoxide radicals. Gene Ontology annotation, molecular function: superoxide dismutase activity; copper ion binding. Gene Ontology annotation, cellular component: peroxisome; nucleus; cytosol. Bases 237 to 632 code for a protein of 131 amino acids. The transcript has 5 exons.